Molecule: messenger RNA, 1092 nt
Organism: Choloepus didactylus (southern two-toed sloth)
Lineage: Eukaryota; Metazoa; Chordata; Mammalia; Pilosa; Megalonychidae
Gene: GMNN
Product: geminin DNA replication inhibitor
Exons: 7
Coding region: 204-833 (209 amino acids)
Biological process (GO): negative regulation of cell cycle; negative regulation of DNA replication
Cellular component (GO): nucleus
Source: RefSeq, a predicted model, not a curated record
GGGCGGCCGAGUUAGUGAAGGUUUACUGCGGUUCGUGUCAGCGACUCCAGCUGUUAGGAACGAGAACGGGCUGGUCGUAGGUCUUGUGGGAGGUGUCGCUGCCACAGUUACGUGCGUUCGCUGCGACUAUUGAGCGUUUCCACCCGGUGUGAACCAUAUUCUGUUUUUGAAUUACCAGUCCUCUGUGUUUCACCAGCUGUAUAAUGAAUCCCAGCAUGAAGCAGAAACAAGAACUCCAAGAGAAUGUAAAGAAUAGUCCUGUCCCAAGAAGAACUCUGAAGAUGAUCCAGCCUUCUGCAGCCGGAUCUCUUGUUGGAAGAGAAUAUGAGUCAGCCAAAGGCUUAUCCAAAAAGAAGCAUGGGAAUGGUCAGUUAACAUCUAAGACUUCCAGCUCUGGAGUAGUUCUGAACCCAGAAUAUAGUGAAAAUAUAAAUCUUGAAGGAGUCACCCAAGAAGCAUUUGAUCUUAUGGUUAAAGAAAAUCCAUCUUCUCAAUAUUGGAAAGAAGUGGCGGAACAACGGAGGAGGGCGCUCUAUGAAACACUUAAGGAAAAUGAGCAACUUCAUAAAGAAAUUGAACAAAAGGACAAUGAAAUUGCCCGCCUGAAAAAGGAGAAUAAAGAACUGGCAGAAGUAGCAGAACAUGUACAAUAUAUGGCAGAGGUGAUAGAGAGACUGAAAGAUGAAACUCAGGAUAACUUUGAAUCACUGGAUAGUCAGGAGUUUGAUUCUGAAGAGGAAACUAGUGAGGAUUCUGAAGUGGAAGACUCAGAAAUUGGCACAUGUGCUGAAGAAAUUGUAUCUUCCUCCACAGACGCAAAGCCAAGUGUAUGAAAUUUGUUAGUGUUUGACUUUUCAGAAAUACACUGCCAAAGUUUACCUCCACCCUGUAGCAGAAAGCAUAACUAUAUAAUACAAACUCUGGAAUCAGACUUCCUUGUUUGAAUCCUGGUACUCUAUUAUUGUAUCAAAAUACAAAUACUAUGUAUUUUUAAUCUAUGAUACUUUCUGUAAAUAGUAUUUUCUCCGUUGUCUGGCAUGACUUGUGUAUAUGAUAAAUAAACUUCAACCUCCUAACAAGAAGCAUUGUGUA